AUGGCUAAGUAUACUACGCCUUCCUUGAUAUAUCAAGGAGGUGCGCCGUACCCGCAGCCGGAUGUGCAGGAAUUGAGGGAUAGGAGAUACGAGACGAGACAUUUUGAUUUGUUGGAGUUCGUGGAGAGGUGCAUCGAGAAUAAAAGGGAGCCAUGGAUCGAGUUGCCCGGGGAAGAGAGAUCGAACGAAGGUCCUUCGACCGAGACACAGAACAGACCAGCAUACGACCUCGUCAUCGCCGGCGCCUUCCCAACGGGCCAGGGUCAAGUCCUUUGGCGUCAUCGUCAGCAGUUAGCACUCGCGCAACUUUAUAUUGUCAUGACGAACCUUAGGCCGGGAGGAUCGUGUGUCUUAGUGUGCAACACGAAGGCGUUCGCUUGGGUGGUGGAUCUAGCAGGGUUUUUGAGGAAGGUAUUUGGGAGCGUGAGGGCCUUGAAGGGCAAGGUGCUGCAUGCCAGGGUUCCGAGUUGUUAUCUCAUCUGCGAGAGUUUUGGGGGACGGUGUGAAGGGAGGGACGGUCACGGUGAGGGCGCGAACGUCGAGAUGGAGGGAGGGAGGACUCGGGUGAAGGAGGUUCUGGUCUGGGUGAAGGAGAGACUCGUGGAAGCUGAGGCGGAAGCGGAGUCAAGGGAAUCAGCCGGAGGUCAUGAUGAGGUCGAAGUUAGGGAUGACAGUAGCGACGGCCCAAACACAGCAGGGAAUGUGGACAACGUCGUCGGUGUGGGUCUACUCCCUGAAUAUCCCGAUCUGAAGGCUUUGUACGAUGGAGAACACGAAGCAUUAAUCCGACUCCUCGAGCCAUUAUGGGAGAAACAGACUCGAGCGAUGGAGGAUCAUAUGGUCUACUUAAGAUCCAAUUCGCGAUCGGGUCGAGGGGGCGGAGGGGCUUACCAAAGCAACAGGAAUUCCAGAGGAAGGGGUCGUGGUGCCAGGCGAGGCACUUAG
Stereum hirsutum FP-91666 SS1 is the source of this 945-nucleotide messenger RNA. RefSeq lists its product as uncharacterized. The record is from RefSeq and is a predicted model, not a curated record. The transcript has 3 exons. Bases 1 to 945 code for a protein of 314 amino acids. NCBI's taxonomy places the organism in Eukaryota, Fungi, Basidiomycota, Agaricomycetes, Russulales, Stereaceae.